AUGACCGCCUCCGCCUCCUCCUCCUCCGCGCCAGACGGCAUCGUCACCGCCCGGGUCCUAAUCGCCGGCGCCAGCUACGCAGGGCUCGCCGCCGCCGUCAACCUCCUCGACCUCACCGACGGCAAGCCGCCUCGCAUGGCCGUCGACCCGUACCCCUUCCCGUCGACCUGGCCGCGGGUCCGCUUCGAAAUCACCAUUGUCGACGAGCGCGACGGCUUCUUCCACGUAGUCGGCGCGCCGCUCGCGCUGGCCAAGCACUCGUACGCGGAGAGGGCCUGGGUCGAGUUCCCGCGGCUGCCGGACCUGCAGCGCCCCAAUGUGGCCUUUGUCCACGGCACCGUCGCCCGCGUGGACUGGGCGUCCCGGACGGCCGAGGUGCGGCGCCACGGCGCAGAGGCCCCCGACGUGCUGGGGUACGACUACUUCGUGGCCGCGACGGGGCUGAGGAGGGCGUGGCCGGUGGUGCCGCAGUCGUUUGGGCGGGAGGCGUACCUGGCCGAGGUUGGGGAGCACAUCCGCCGGGCUGGGGGGGCGUCGCGCGGCGUCGUGGUCGUCGGCGGGGGGGCCGUGGGCGUCGAAAUGGCCGCCGAGCUGAAGCUGUGCGUGCCGCAUGUCGAGGUGACGCUUGCGCAUUCCCGCGGCGCGCUGUUGUCGUCCGAGGGUUUGAGCGACGAGUGCAAGGACGCUGCGUUGAGGAUGCUCCGCGAGGCUGGGGUGCGCGUGGCCCUGGGCCACCGGCUGGAUGCGUACGAGAGGGUCGAGACCGAGGACGGCGAGGAGAGGUACCGCGUGCGCUUUGACAAUGGCGCCGAAAUGGACGCGGGCUUGGUCAUUGUCGCUGUUUCCAAGAGCGUCCCGUCCACGGCGUAUCUGCCGCCUUGGGCUGUCGAUGCCGAGGGCUACGUCAAGAUUCGACCCGACUUGGUGAUUGAGUCGGAGGGUCCGAAUGAGCAUCGUCACUACUGCGCCGGCGACGCGACGAGGUGGUCGGGUAUUAAGCGCUGCGGCGGCGCCAUGCAUGGCGGGUACUGCAUCGCGAAUAAUAUACACCAGCAUAUUUUGAAGGAGGCCGUUGGCCAUUCGCCAGAGUAUAGGAGGCUGGUGCACCUCGAGCCCAUGAUUGCCCUGGCCGUGGGCAAAAACGCCGUCUCUUCGGGGCCAGACGGGACUGACGCCGGCGCCCAUGUUAUGCAGAAGUAUUUUGGUGAAGAUUUGUAUCUUUCCGGCUGCUGGCGAUGGCUGGGCCUGGGCAUAAAGGAGGAGUAG
Messenger RNA from Metarhizium brunneum ARSEF 3297, 1266 nucleotides. Its product is annotated as Oxidoreductase OXR1. The record is from RefSeq and is a predicted model, not a curated record. Lineage: Eukaryota; Fungi; Ascomycota; Sordariomycetes; Hypocreales; Clavicipitaceae. Gene Ontology annotation, cellular component: cytoplasm. Gene Ontology annotation, molecular function: electron-transferring-flavoprotein dehydrogenase activity; flavin adenine dinucleotide binding.